AUGAGAUUGGUAUUCACUUCCUGGGAGUCUGAAUCUGAAGAAAUUUAUAAAAAAGGAUGGAAAAUACUUGCAGAUCCAACAGUUUUAACUUCAAGGGACGUCGUGAUUUAUCACGGUGACAUUCUUGCUUUAGAGGAUGGCACUGUAUACAUGUAUACGUUAUCUGGUACCAAGGAGCCGUAUCUAACCGAAACUUCGUUUUCUUCAUCUCGUUUCAUUUCAUUCCAUGCUGCCUAUGAAAAAUUAUUUUUGGUAAGUGAGGAAGGUCGUCUUUUCGGUUGUGGGCAUACUACUUACGGUGAAUGUGGCGUGAUUUCUCCAAAUCCCAUUGAAUCGUUGCGGGAAAUUGAAUUGGUUACACCACCAACUGUUUGCCCUCAUGGAUCUUCGGUUACUACUGCAGAGUCACUGAAGGUGAUGCUUGUUCGAACGUCCAUGUCAGAGGUUUGCCUCAUUGAUUUUCAUGGUCAAAUGUGGAAAUACGGUGGUGGACGAUUAGAAUUUGAUUCACUUGGACGCAUUCAAGUGCGACCUCUACAAAUUGCGUCAAGACGGAAAGUUUUGCAGUUGUGUGCCGGAAGGGAACAUUUUGUCUGUCUAGCAGUCCCUUUGACUGAUGAAAAUAAUGAUACAGAUGCUAGAAAUCCACCAACUCUGGGGAUUCAGAGGUCGAACAAAUGUGAAAAAUGUCGAGAUGAAUGUGAGCUACGGCUGAGUGCAUUAAUGCAUAUAGCUGAUCAAGAUCAGGAUCAGAAAAAUGAAUCACGAGUUUCAUUUGCAAGCUGUGAGGAGUUGGCUGUGAAAAGAAGUUUCCACAGUCCAUGUUUGUUUCUGGAUACUGAUAAUAGUUCAAGAGAACACCAAAUACUUCCAUUCUGUGGUUCAUCAAAUGCAACUAAGACCUCACUUGUAAAGUCGGGCAAAGAAACUUCUUUGAUGAAGUAUGAUGAAUUUGAAAUGGCAGAAAUGAAAAAUAUUAAUGUUCGGGGUGGACUUAAAAAAAAUUCGACAUCUGCUUCAGCAGAAAAUCUACUUGAUAUAGAAGACUCAUCAUCAACUAAUGGGAGUCCUUCACAAUCAGAUGGAAAAGUUUCACUUACCGGUUUGCAUAAUUCGGACUUAUUACCAGAAAUUUGGACAUGGGGUGCUAAUGGAAAUGGCCAGUUGGGACAUGGGGAUUUGACAGCGAGAAUGUAUUGUAUCAAAGUGGCAGCAGGGGACGAUCAUACUAUAGCACUUACGGGAACUGGCAAGUUGUAUGUGUGGGGAUCAAACAAUGCUGGACAACUAAAACAAGCAAAAUUGUCGUAUAUAACCAAACCAACGCUUUUUAAAGUUGGAAGCCAUUCUUUUGUUUUGGAUGCAUUCGCAAGCGGUUGUCAGACAGGUGUUAUUAUUGGUGGUAUGGCAAAUUCUGCUAUGCUUUAUCUCUGCGGAAAUAAUACUGCGGAGCAAUCACCACAGUCACUUUCACUACCAAAAGAGAUUGGCUGGCCGAGUUGGAUUUUGAUUGCAAAUCAGAACCUUGUAGUUGGAGCACAUGAAUCAAUAGCUGACAUCGAUAGGCAUUUCCUACGUGUGUUCGUUUUCUUUCGAUAUGCGGAAUUUAACCAGCGGAUUUGUCAAAUGUGCCAAAAAAUCCAUGAAAGAAGUUAUGCUGUAAAUAAUCCAUAUUUGUAAAAACUAUUAAAUAAGCUUACUUUAUCAUCGGCAAGAUAUUCAACGCGAAUGUUCACUUUCAUGCAGAUUUUGUAGAGUGUCUUGCUUAUGGAUGUUUUACUGAGUUCGAUGUUAGGUAUGGCUUAGUAUUCAUGAUAAUAUAA
Brugia pahangi is the source of this 1823-nucleotide messenger RNA. NCBI's taxonomy places the organism in Eukaryota, Metazoa, Nematoda, Chromadorea, Rhabditida, Onchocercidae. The record is from the annotation of a GenBank genome assembly.